Molecule: messenger RNA, 2496 nt
Organism: Naegleria gruberi
Lineage: Eukaryota; Heterolobosea; Eutetramitea; Acrasida; Naegleriidae
Exons: 4
Coding region: 1-2496 (831 amino acids)
Biological process (GO): protein phosphorylation; mitotic DNA damage checkpoint signaling
Cellular component (GO): nucleus; cytoplasm
Molecular function (GO): protein serine/threonine kinase activity; ATP binding
Source: RefSeq, a predicted model, not a curated record
AUGAACAAAAACGAGUGGGCCGAUAGGAAAUAUGUAUUGGAAUAUGUUAAACAAAAUGGAUAUGCACUUAAAUAUGCUGAUUCAUCUUUGAAAAAAGAUAGAGAAAUUGUAUUGGAAGCUGUUAAACAACAUGGAUUGGCACUUGAAUAUGCUGAUUUAUCAUUUAAAAAAGAUAGAGAAAUUGUAUUGGAAUCCGUUAAACGACGUGGAUAUGCAAUUGAAUAUGCUGAUUCAUCAUUUAAAAAAGAUAGAGAAUUUAUAUUGGAAGCUGUUAAACAAAAUGGAUGGGCACUUCAAUAUGCUGAUUCAUCAUUUAAAAAAGAUAGAGAAAUUGUAUUGGAAGCUGUUAAACAAAAUGGAGAAAUUAUAUUGGAAGCUGUUAAACAAAAUGGAUGGGCACUUGAAUAUGCUGAUUCAUCAUUUAAAAAAGAUAGAGAAAUUAUAUUGGAAGCUGUUAAACAAAAUGAAUUGGCACUUAAAUAUGCUGAUUCAUCAUUUAAAAAAGAUAGAGAAUUUAUAUUGGAAGCUGUUAAACAAAAUGGAUAUGCACUUAAAUAUGCUGAUUCAUCAUUUAAAAAAGAUAGAGAAUUUAUAUUGGAAGCUGUUAAACAAGAUGGGUAUGCACUUAAAUAUGCUGAUUCAUCAUUUCUAAAAGAUAGAGAAUUUAUAUUGGAAGCUGUUAAGCAACAUGGACGAGCACUUCAAUAUGCUGAUUUAUCAUUUAAAAAAGAUAGAGAAAUUAUAUUGGAAGCUGUUAAACAAAAUGUACGAGCACUUGAAUAUGCUGAUUCAUCAUUUAAAAAAGAUAGAGAAAUUAUAUUGGAAGCUGUUAAACAAAAUGGAUUGGCACUUGAAUAUGCUGAUUCAUCAUUUAAAAAAGAUAGAGAAUUUAUAUUGGAAGCUGUUAAACAAAAUGGGUUGGCACUUGAAUAUGCUGAUUCAUCAUUUAAAAACGAUAGAGAAAUUAUAUUGGAAGCUGUUAAACAAAAUGGAUUGGCACUUGAAUAUGCUGAUUCAUCAUUUAAAAAAGAUAGAGAAAUUAUAUUGGAAGCUGUUAAACAAAAUGUACGAGCACUUGAAUAUGCUGAUUCAUUAUUGAAAAAAGAUAGAGAAUUUAUAUUGGAAACUGUUAAACAACAUGGAUCAACACUUAGAUAUGCUGAUUCAUCAUUUAAAAAAGAUAGAGAAGUUGUUUCGGAAGCUGUUAAACAAGAUAUAUUGGCACUUAAAUAUCUGAGAGGAGAUUUAUCAAAAGUAUUCAAGGCUCUCAAUUAUUUCUAUAAUUAUUUCAAAUAUAAUUAUGAUUUUAUUUCAGUAUUAGGAUAUGGAGGUGAAGGUGUUGCAUUCAAAGUAUUUCACAAAAGUAGUAAAUCAUUAAGGGCGUUAAAAUUAAAAUAUAAUCCAGAGGAAUCUGAAGAAUCAACAAAAGAAACCAUUAAUUUAUUGAAAAGAACAGAUAUUGAAGGAAAGAUCAAAUGUUUUGAUUGUGAAAUUAUUCAAAAUCAUUUGUAUACAGUGAUGGAACUUGGAGAGGAAUCAUUAUCAAAUUAUAUUUAUAGAAAUAAUCAAGAUGGAAUUUAUAGAAAUGGAUUCAUUAAUAAGGAAAAGUUGAUUGAAAUUCUUGAUAUAUUUAUCAAAGUAUUGAACUCAGUUCAAUCAAUUCAUGAUCACAAUAUUUUACACAGAGAUUUAGAUCCUCAAAAUAUUGUCAAAGUUCAAGAUCUAUACAAAAUUAUUGAUUUUGAAACAUCAAGAGUUAUCAAGACAGGUAAUUCAAUUACAAUUGCUCGUGGAAAGUUUGCAUACAUGUCUCCUGAAGUUUCACAUGAUAAUUAUUCUGAUGAUUUAUUGAAAAGUGAUGACAAUGAAAAGCUUGCUCACAAUGUUGGACAAAUUACCAUUUCGUGUGAUAUAUUUUCAUUGGGAUGUAUUUUAUUGAAAUUAUUGACCAAUUGUCCUUUGCAAUUGUGUGAAAGAUUUGUUAAUGAUUCAGAUGUCUCGAAAUAUAAUGAUAAUUAUCCAUAUUUUAGUGGUCAUGGAAAAUAUUUCUAUACAGUUAUAACAACAACAGAGGGAGAAAUGAAAUUACAUUAUGCAAUUGAAAAACUAAUCAAUGAAUCAAUUAAUCCAGAUUUAGGAGUGAAUAACAUAUUAAUUAGAAGCAUUAUUAGCAUGAUUCAAAGAGAUUCAUCAAAAAGAUUGGAUUGUUAUUCUCACAAGUUAACAAUUGAGAAUAUUUUGAAAUACUUGAAAGGUGAGAUCAAAGAUAUCACUUUGAAUAUUGAAAAGGAAAUUGCAGAAUUGAAGAAAAUCUCACCAUUAAGAAGUUACUCUCAACUGGCAGAGGAAGUUGAUAAACUUUCGGAUGAAAAUACCAACCUAUUAGAGGAUGUUGACAAACUUGCAGAGGAAAACACCAACCUUUCAAUGGAAAAUAGCAACCUAUUAGAAAGAAUUAAAAUGUUGGAAGAAGAAAUAAGAAAACUCAAACAAUAA